This is a messenger RNA of Xenopus laevis (African clawed frog), 767 nucleotides long. RefSeq names its product cellular repressor of E1A stimulated genes 1 L homeolog (gene creg1.L). NCBI's taxonomy places the organism in Eukaryota, Metazoa, Chordata, Amphibia, Anura, Pipidae. The transcript has 4 exons. Gene Ontology annotation, cellular component: extracellular region; cytoplasm; endomembrane system. The coding region runs from base 18 to 608 and encodes 196 amino acids. The record is from RefSeq and is a predicted model, not a curated record.
GUCCUGUGUUAGUCAACAUGACCCCGCUAAGUGGUUUGGUAGCGUCCUUCUUCCUCCUGCAACUACUGAUUGCACCGGGAUCCCCGUCCCCCUUCCCUCCUCGUAAUGAAACGGCCCGAGUAGCGCGUUACGUGGCGCAUCACUGUGACUGGGGCGCCCUGGCCACUAUCUCCAGCCACUCGCCCGUGCAGGGACAGCCCUUCGCCAAUGUUUUCUCUGUCAGCGACGGGCCCAAGGGAGCCGGCAGUGGAGUCCCUUACCUGUACCUCACCAACAUGGAGAUCUCUGUACAGGACCUGCAGGUGAACCCAAAUGCUUCUCUUACCAUGUCGCUGGCACAAACCCAUUUCUGCAAGAAGGAAGGGUUCGACCCCCAGAGCCCCCUCUGUGCCCACAUAAUACUCUCCGGGAGCAUUCAUCAGGUGGACGGCACGGAGAGUGACACAGCCAAACUGGCCUUGUUUAGCCGCCACCCUGAGAUGGAGAGUUGGCCUCGGGAUCACAGCUGGUUUUUCGCUAAGCUCAAUGUCACUAACAUCUGGGUGCUGGACUAUUUCGGUGGUAUUAAAACCGUGACGCCAGAAGAGUAUUACAGCGCUAAGCCAUAGAUCUUCGCACCUCGGCUGUUCCAGCAACGAUGGAGCUAAUGAAGCCCAAGUUUCUUUUUCCUGACCUACUUCUUCUACUUUUGUUUCUGCUUCCCCCCCCCCCUAUAUAUUUGCUCUGCGUGUGCCAAAGCUGCAAGUGCAGCAAAAUCCCAGUAAUUU